Molecule: messenger RNA, 1275 nt
Organism: Acanthosepion pharaonis
Lineage: Eukaryota; Metazoa; Mollusca; Cephalopoda; Sepiida; Sepiidae
Source: the annotation of a GenBank genome assembly
AUGUCUUUCUUUUCGUUCAUUUUAUUUCUCUCUUUCAUUCCUAGAUUCACUAUUUUCUUUUAUAUUUUUUUCGUUUUUCUGUCAUUUUUUAAUUCUUUCUUUCAUUUAUCUCAUUCAUUUUCUCAUUUUUGUCUCUUUUUUCCUUCCGAAAUUCACUCUUUUCAUUUAUCUUCUACAUCUUUCUUUCUUUCUUUCUUUCUUUCUUUCUUUCUUUCUUUCUUUCUUUCUUUCUUUCUUUCUCAUCAUUUCCCGUUUUAUCGUAUUUUUUCUUCUUACCAUUUCCCAUUUUUUCUGUCUUUCUUUCUUUUCUACAUCUUUCUUUCUUUCUUUCUUUCUUUCUUUCUUUCUUUCUUUCUUUCUUUCUCAUCAUUUCCCGUUCUAUCGUAUUUUUUCUUCUUACCAUUUCCCAUUUUUUCUGUCUUUCUUUCUUUUCUACAUCUUUCUUUCUUUCUUUCUUUCUUUCUUUCUUUCUUUCUUCUACAUCUUUCUUUCUUCUACAUCUUUCUUUCUUUCUCUUCUACAUCUUUCUUUCUUUCUUUCUUCGUCAUCUUUCUUUCUUUCUUUUCUACAUCUUUCUUUCUUUCUUUCUCUCUCUCUCUUCUACAUCUUUCUUUCUUUCUUUCUUUCUUUCUUUCUUCUACAUCUUUCUUUCUCUCUCUCUCUUCUACAUCUUUUUUUCUUUCUUUCUUUCUUUCUUUCUCUCUCUUUUUAAUACCUCUUUUAUUUUUUCAUCGAUUUUUAUUAAGUCUUCCUGUCUCCCAUUCUGAUUGUUUUUAUCCUGUGAGGCUCUUCAUCGAUUCUUUUUUGGGGGCUGAAUCAUUCUUUCUUUCUUUCUUUCUUUCUUUCUUUCUUUCUUUCUUUCUUUCCUCUGAGGAUUUCUUUCUUUCUCCAACAGUAAGCAUUUUUUAUUAUGUGAGGCUCAUCUUCAUAUCUCUUUUGCUUACAUCUUCCUUUCUUUCUUUCUUUCUUUCUUUCUUUCUUUCUUUCUUUCUUUCUUUUACUCUUUAUUUCCUUGACUUAUUUAGCUUCUUUGUUUCUUUCUUUCUUUGUUUCUUCUUCCUACUGUAUCACUACGUUAAUAAGCUUUCUUUCUUUCUUUCUUUCUUCUCAGCUUUCUUCCUCCCACUGCGAUUAUUUUAUACUCUGGGUCUCGUAUUGAUUUGCUUACAUCAUUCUUUCUUCCUUUCUUUCGCUCUUUCUGUCUUUUUCUUUCUUUUAUUUUCUUUCUUUCUUUCUUUCCUUUCUUUCUUUCUUUUUUCUAAGGCUAAUAACUAG